This is a messenger RNA of Chanos chanos (milkfish), 915 nucleotides long. It is a transcript of the gene gjd2b, whose product is annotated as gap junction protein delta 2b. The record is from RefSeq and is a predicted model, not a curated record. The transcript is spliced from 2 exons. Gene Ontology annotation, cellular component: connexin complex. NCBI's taxonomy places the organism in Eukaryota, Metazoa, Chordata, Actinopteri, Gonorynchiformes, Chanidae. Gene Ontology annotation, biological process: cell-cell signaling. The coding region runs from base 1 to 915 and encodes 304 amino acids. Gene Ontology annotation, molecular function: gap junction channel activity.
AUGGGGGAAUGGACCAUAUUAGAGCGACUGCUGGAGGCAGCUGUGCAACAGCACUCCACUAUGAUCGGGAGGAUUCUCCUGACUGUGGUGGUAAUCUUUCGGAUUCUAAUAGUUGCAAUAGUCGGGGAGACGGUUUACGACGACGAACAGUCAAUGUUCAUAUGUAACACGUUACAACCAGGCUGUAACCAGGCGUGUUACGACAAAGCGUUUCCAAUUUCUCAUAUCAGAUACUGGGUUUUCCAAAUUAUCAUGGUAUGCACUCCGAGUCUGUGUUUCAUCACUUACUCCGUGCACCAGUCGGCCAAACAGAAGGAGCGGAGGUACUCUACUGUCUACCUUUCUUUGGACAAGGAUUCGGACUCUAUGAAACGGGACGACAGCAAAAAGAUUAAAAACACCAUCGUGAACGGAGUACUUCAGAACACAGAGAACUCCACCAAAGAGUCAGAGCCCGACUGUUUGGAGGUGAAAGACAUUCCCAAUUCCACUAUGAGAACUACAAAGUCAAAAAUGAGACGGCAGGAAGGCAUCUCCAGAUUUUAUAUCAUUCAGGUGGUGUUCAGAAACGCGCUGGAAAUAGGCUUUCUGGUGGGUCAAUAUUUCCUAUACGGAUUCAGUGUCCCUCCAGUGUACGAAUGUGAUCGAUACCCCUGCAUCAAAGAUGUCGAGUGCUAUGUCUCGAGACCGACGGAGAAAACGGUGUUUCUUGUCUUCAUGUUCGCCGUCAGUGGGAUUUGCGUGGUCCUUAACUUGGCAGAACUUAAUCAUUUGGGCUGGAGGAAGAUCAAAACAGCAGUUCGGGGUGUGCAAGCGAGGAGGAAGUCCAUAUAUGAGAUCCGGAACAAGGACUUGCCCCGUAUGAGUAUGCCUAAUUUCGGCCGAACACAGUCAAGUGACUCCGCGUAUGUUUAG